AUGCCCUCCAAGAAAGUUGCCCCAGCCCCAUUGGCCGCUAAAGGCCAGACCGUCAAGGCCCCAACUAACCCGCUUUUUGAGUCCAGAAAGAAGAACUACGGCAUUGGCCAGGACAUCCAACCAAAGAGAAACUUGUCUAGAUUUGUGAAAUGGCCUCAGUACGUCAGAUUGCAAAGACAGAAAAAGAUCUUGUCGAUGCGGUUGAAGGUUCCUCCUGCCAUUGCCCAGUUUCAAAACGUCUUGGACAAGAACACCGCCACUCAGACCUUCAAGUUGUUCAACAAGUACAGACCAGAGACUGCUGCUGAAAAGAAGGAGAGAUUGACCAAAGAGGCUGCCGCCAUUGCUGAAGGCAAGAAGGCUCACGACGUCUCUCCAAAGCCAGUCGUUGUCAAGUACGGUUUGAACCACGUUGUCUCUCUCAUUGAGAACAAGAAAGCUAAGUUGGUGUUGAUUGCCAAUGACGUUGACCCAAUUGAGUUGGUCAUCUUCUUGCCUGCUUUGUGCAGAAAGAUGGGUGUGCCAUACGCCAUUGUCAAGGGCAAGGCCAGAUUGGGUACUUUGGUUCACAAGAAGACUUCCUCUGUGGCUGCUUUGACAGAAGUGAUUGCUGAGGACGAGGCGGAAUUGUCCAAGUUGGUUUCUACCAUCAACGCCAACUUCAUUGAGAAGUAUGAAGAGCACCGUAAGCACUGGGGUGGUGGUGUUAUGGGUAAAAAGCACAAUGACAAGGUCGCCAAAAGGGCCAGAGCUUUGGAAGCUGCCCAGCCACGUGCUUAG
Candidozyma auris is the source of this 780-nucleotide messenger RNA. RefSeq names its product 60S ribosomal protein eL8 (gene RPL82). The record is from RefSeq and is a predicted model, not a curated record. Gene Ontology annotation, biological process: ribosome biogenesis. NCBI's taxonomy places the organism in Eukaryota, Fungi, Ascomycota, Pichiomycetes, Serinales, Metschnikowiaceae. Gene Ontology annotation, cellular component: ribonucleoprotein complex. Bases 1 to 780 code for a protein of 259 amino acids. The transcript is spliced from 2 exons.